UGGCCCGGCCCCCCUCGGCAGGGGCCGGGUCCAAACUGCCCUCCCCCAGGAAGGAAUGCCACGGCACUGGCGCUGUGGCCGGUCGGGUCCGGGUGCUGAGCGUGGGGGAGAAGCUAAUGAGGGCCGGUAGCGACGGUAUCCUGAACAGACAGAAGUCUUUAAUGGUCGCCGGGCCUCAGGACAAGGCUCACACUCAGGCCCCCAGCCAGAGGCCAGGUGAGAAGGGAGAAAACAUGGAGAUGCUCCCUCCCAGGAGCAGGAUCAGCCCCCCCAAAGCCUCCGCUCAGCAGCAAGGCUCCAACCACAAACAAAACAAGAGCAACCUGAAGGUCACCUCACCGGAGGAUGCCGAGCGCGUGGGCCGCCGACAGGCCUCCCCAAACGGGACGCCGCCAUUGAGAGCAGACGCCAGAGGCAGCCGAACUGUCCCCCGGAGGCACACGUUAGGGGGAGCCCGCGGCUCCAGAGAGAUCCUCGCCAUGCAGCCGCCGGACAUGGACAAGAAGAGGGAGGCGUUCCUGGAGCAUCUGAAGCAGAAAUACCCCCAUCAUGCCUCAGCGAUCAUGGGCCACCAGGAGAGGCUGAGGGAGCAGAGCAGAAGCCCGAAGCACGGCCCCGGCGACCAGGUUGACCACCUCUCCUUGGCCUCCCUGGAGUCACUGGACGCCAUGUCAGAGAGCGACGCGCCAACCGGCUUCACCCGCGGCAGCCGAGUUCGUGCCAGCCUGCCCGUGGUGCGGUCCACGAACCAGACGAGGGACCGCUCACUAGGUGUGCUGUACCUGCAGUACGGAGACGAGACCAAACAGUUCCGGAUGCCCAACGAGGUGACCAGCAUCGACACAGUCCGAGCUCUGUUCGUCAGUGCCUUCCCGCAGCAGCUCAACAUGAAGAUGCUGGAGUCGCCCAGCGUGGCGGUCUACGUCAAAGACGACAUGAGGAACAUGUACUACGAGCUCAGCGAUGUCAGGAACCUCUCGGACCACUCCUGCCUGAAGGUCUACCACAAAGACCCAGCACAGGCGUUCAGCCACGGGCCGCGACCUGCCAACGGCGAUGCCAGGAUGCACAGUGAUGGACAGCACCCUCUGAGACAACCCCCCAUGGGUCCCCCAGGACACCAUCCAUUGCAGGGAGUGCUCCCCCAGAGUCCCCACUCCAUGCCCUCAUCCCCCUCCAGAAUCCCGUUUGGCUCUCGGCCGGUCUCCCUACCCGGCAGCGCCACUAUCCCGAGGGAGCGGCUGUCUAGUGCCAACCAAACGGUGCGCUCCAUCUCGCCCUGUCCCAGCGCUAUCCUGGAGAGACGGGACGUCAAGCCUGAUGAGGACAUGGGGGGGAAGAGCCACACUCUAGGCAGGGGAACCGAGGGGUUGUAUGCAGAUCCGUACCUGCUCCAGGAGGGACGACUGAGCUUGGCUUCUUCCCAUGGACCGCACCCCAACCCUGGGAUGGACAGUCCAGAUCAUGGAAUGGGGGGAUUCCACCGUGCCUCCAUUCGCUCCACGAGCUCUUACAGCGGACCCAGCCCCACAGACUCUAUGGAUCACCCCUCACUGUACAGGCAGAAGUCAAGAAACAGCCAGCUGCCUACGUUGGGCUCCAAGACCCCUCCUCCAUCGCCUCACCGAAUGUCUGAGGUACGGAUGAUUGACAUCCACGGCGGGCCACCUCAUGGUAUUCCUCCUCACGGGGUUCCUCCUCACGGUGUUCCUCCUCAUGGGGUUCCUCCUCACGGGGUUCUUCCUCAUGGGGUUCCCAUCGAGCGGAGCUCACCGGUGCGUCAUUCCUUCAGGAAGGAGGAAGUAGCAGGGACCAAGCCGCGGAACAACAUGGCCUCACCUGUGGUGGCGGACAUCCCGGGUCACCUCCAGGGGCCCAUUCCACCUGUUGUUGAACAUCAGACACGACAGCGAAUGAAGGCUAUGGAGCAACAGAUUGCCAGCUUGACUGGUCUUGUUCAGCAUGCACUUUUAAAGGGGCCAAACACUAGUGGCAACCAGGAGCCUCCAAGCGAGAGACCAGCGAAGACAUCAUCUCCAGCCCACAGUGCACACAGCUCAGGUGGUUCCCCCGUCUUGGCUCCUAAAACCAGCGCAGCUCCGUCAGACAAGCCCUCGGUUCCUCUCAAGGUCAACCUCCUGCAGUUCAGGAAGAACGUCUCUGACCUCAGGGUGCAGCUUCAUCAGAUGAGACAGCUGCAGCUCCAGAACCAGGAGGCGCUGCGGAUUCAGCUGAAGCGGGCCGAACAGGAGAUCAGUGUUAAACUGUUUGAGGCCAUGCGGCGUCUGGAGGACCCGGUCCAGAGGCAGAGAUCGCUGGUGGAAGAGGACAGGCACAAGUACCUGGGACUGGAGGAAUGUGUCCUCACUCAACUUGGUGACCUGGAGCAGUAUGUGGGCUCUCUGCAGAAGGACCCAGGAGCGACACACAGGGCUGUGACCCUGAAGGACGUGGAGGAGGGAGCAGUGACUCUGAGGAAGGUGGGAGAAUCUCUGGCAGGACUCAAAGGAGAGUUCCCGGCUCUGCAGACCAGGAUGCGGGCCGUGCUCCGAGUGGAGGUGGAGGCCGUCAAGUUUCUGAAGGAGGAGCCUCACAAACUGGACAGCAUGCUGAAGAGAGUCAAGAGCCUGACAGACACACUCAGCGGCCUGAGGAGACACACAUCUGAAGUUUCCCAGAAGGGUCUGAAUCCUUCUGCUCAUGUCCCAGUGGAUAACAGCCCUGCAGCAUCACAGCCUCUCGCUGAAUCCCCACCAGCACCAGCUCAGCCCAGCUCCCCCUCUCCUCCACUGGAUCCCCAGAACUCCACCGUCAGAUCCGAGGUGAUGCCCUCCUCCCCGGUGGUAAUCCAUCAUGUCCAGAGCUCCCGAGUGCUCAUGCAGCAGUCCCAGCAGUCUGCAGCCCUGACCGUUCAGUCCAGUCCUCCUCUCACCCCCAGCCCCACGCGGGUCCCUAGUCCCAAAGGCCGGGAAUCUCCCAGGGGUGCGUCCGUGGGUCCGCCGAGCCCCGUCCAUCAUAAGAAGACAAACGGGAACUCUGUGAAUAAUGGCACCCAGGAUCUUGUCAUAGAGGAGCUGCAGAGCAAUAAGGAGAAGAGCAAAUGCAGAGCAAUGUCCAUACAGGCAGCGGAGAAGGAGUGGGCGGAGAGGAGGCAGAACCUGGGUCAUUACGACGGGAAAGAGUUUGAGAAGAUCCUGCAGGAGGCCCAGGCCAACAUGAUGAAGGGCAUCCCCAGCCUGGAGGUGGAGGAGAACACGGCACUGCCCCCUGCUGCCAGCGGAGAACAACCCAACACCCAUAGUCCUCUAGAGUCACCUACAGAAGAGCUCCGGUCCGAGCCUGACUCUGACAAACUGGUCAAAAAGGGGCCAGAGAAACUGCCGAAGCCCGUGUUGGAGAAACCAGCCAAGCCGGUGCUGGAGAGACUCUCCAAGAACAAGCCGGCGCCCAUCGACAUUGUCCCCAAGCAAGGGACCGAGAAGGCCAGCAAGUCCCCACCGCCGCCUCCUCCCAGGAAGACCUACCCCGGCUCCAACUCCGGCUCAAACUCCGGCAUGACCACCACUCGCUCUGGGGAGGUGGUCUUCAUCAGCAGGAAGGAGUCCGUCUCAGCUCAGGAGGGUGACGAGGAGGUCCCACCUCCCACUCCCCAGCCCAAGCUCACCAAGGUCCCACCAGAGACCAAGCCAAAGCCUCCUACCCCUCCGCCGGUUAUAACGUCUGUCUCCAGAGACGAGGAGGAUGAAGGAGACAAGAUCAUGGCAGAGCUCCAGGUUUUCCAGAUGUGCACAGUUAAGGAUGUAGGGGUGAAAAAUUUGGUAGAGCCCGGCACUCGAAUUGAACCGCAAAUCAGAGAGCUAAGACCGGGGGCCUUGUUGCCCCUCAAAGAGAAAAAGCAGAGUUCAGAGCCCAGUCGGGAGGAUAAAGAUCCAGACACGGAUGAAAACGGGAACACCCCUGUGCGACAGAGCCAAGGGGUCAUUUACUAUGUGACUGGCCAGAUUCCCAAAGAUCUCCCAGCCUCGUCAGGAACGGACGAGACCCCCGAGCACCAAGAGCCCGCGCAGCCGCCAACACAGGUGUCAAAUGUCAAUGUUAACGACAAUUCUCCAAGCCAGGAACAGCAGCCGCCACAGUCUCCACCACCCAAAUCACCCCUGCCUUUAACGCCUCCACCGAUUUCACCUAAACCCGUGGGACUGACCAAAUUCAAACUGCCAAAGAAGCAGGUGAAACGCUCCGAGUCCUUGAAGACCAAGGUGGAAAUGGAGAAGGGCAAAAUGCUCAACAAAAUGAACACUGAGAAGAAAAGUAAAAUCAUCCAGGAGCCUGUUUCUUCCAGUAAGAAUAUAAUCCCAGAGGCAAAGGAAACCAGCACAGUCAGCGCCGUCAGACAGACUCCUAAACGUUCUGUUUCGCCAACGAAAAAGGCUCUGAGUGAAAACCGUGAUCCACCGAAAGCUAUUUUUGUGGAUGACGACGGGGGCGCAGGUCUUAGUGUUGAUCUGCCUGGAGAAGAGGCGCCUCCACCUCCUGACAACAUAGCAUUUAUGAUCACCAACACCCAGGUUCAGUCUCUGUCUUGUGGUGAGUACCAGGAUCUGGUCAACGCCAAGAAGGCAGGCGUCCAGACAUACACCCUAGGAUGCGGCCAAAACCGAGGGAACGCCGCGGGGGAUCCCAACGCGUUGCCGGAUAAUGGCUUCAACAAAAAGCCCGUCAUCAUCAUUUUCGAUGAGCCCAUGGACAUCCGCUCGGCCUACAAGCGUCUGUCCACCAUAUUUGAGUCUGAGGAUGAACUGGAGAGGAUGCUGUCACAAGAGCGCAUCGAUGAGGAGAGCGAGGAGUCGGACUCGGAGAGGGGUGGUUGGCUGCAGGUAAAAGCUGAGGCGAACAAAUCGGUUGUGGACAAAAAGGUCAGAUAUGCAGAGGGCACCGCCGACCACAACAGCUUAUCGUCCUCGUCUUCGUCCUCGAUAUCAGAACUGACGGACAGUGGAAUAAACAUGGAGACGAACGAAGAUGCCAAGCAGGACAGUAAGAAGAAGUUCAAGUUUAAGUUCCCCAAGAAGCAGCUGGCGGCGCUGACCCAGGCGAUUCGCGCCGGCACCAAGUCGGGCAAGAAGACUCUCCAGGUGGUCGUAUACGAAGAUGAGGAGGAAGGUGACGGUACCAUCACGCAGCACAAAGAAGCAAAGAGAUUUGAGAUUACACGUUCAAAAUCUUUAGCGGACGCGGCCAAUGUCACAGAUUCGGCCACGCAGCUGAGGAGGCAGAACUCCGACUCCCAUGGCCGGACUGAUGAGAUCCGGAAGAACACCUACAAGACCCUGGACAGCCUGGAGCAGACCAUCAAGCAGCUGGAGACCACCAUCAGCGAGAUGGGCCCCCUCUCCCCCGAGGAGCCCGUCCCUCGGGAGGAGGCUAAAGACGGGAAUGUGAAGAGCUCAGAUGUAGGGGGGCUAAAGAGGUCGUCCUCUCUCCCGACCUCCAGAGGGUCCGGCCCUAAGGUACCCGGCAAGAAGUUUCUGCAGCCGAAGCCUAAACCGCAGCUCCUUCCUCGCCCUGUAGUCUUCCCUACUACCACCACUUCCACUGCCUCCACCAUCACUGUCCCCAGUGCCCCCAUCACCGUGCAACAGAACGCCAGUGUCGCUUCCCCCACUAGUCGGAUGCCCGUCCCUUUGUCUGCGAAGUCCAGGCAGUCGCCGGGUACUACUGACAAAGCAGGAAAACAGCCAAAACUGCAGGACGCUCAGAGGCAGUUCCGACAGGCUAACGGAAGUGCUAAAAGAGUGGGAGGGGAUCAUAAAACUACUUCCCCUACUAUACCCACCUCUAAAAUCCCUGCUUUUUAUCCUAGCUCUCCUAAAGGCAGUUCCCAGUCUGCACCAAACUCAGAUGCUACUAAUCCCAUUAACCCUUCCUCCUCAUCCUCCUCCUCCUCCUCCUCUUCUUCUUCCACAAAGUCCUCCAUCCUGUCCUCUCCUCGUUCCGCCACCUUGCCCUCCUCCCACAUCCCCUCCUCCCACAUCCCCUCCCUGUCUAACGGAUCCCUCAAACUCCCCACACCCUCACAGCACACAGGUAAAGCUCUCUCGUUCUCCUCGCAGACCCAGAAUGGUCGAGUGCACUCCUCCUCCUCCUCCUCUUCAUUCUCCUCCUCAUCCUCCUCCUCCCCCUCCCCUCUGUCGCCCACACCUGUGGGCCCGGGCGGAAAGAGCAUCCGCACCAUACACACCCCCAGCUUCACCAGCUACAGGUCCCACAACGGCAGCAGCGGCAAAUCCUGCAUCCCAACAGCCACAUCAGCUAAGGACACUACUUAGCCCCACUAUCGCCCCCCUGUGGUUUUACUGCGCAGCAGGUAGAUGUGGUCAUGUUUUAUUUUAGUUUGGUUUGUUUGUUUUCUCUCCCAUUUUUUAAAAGUUUUUGUAAAAGUAUUAAGUGAUGCACUCCCCCCCGCGACUCUUGUUUUAUUUGACACCGGUAUUCUCACGUCGAUACUUUUAACCCUUUUGAGUUACUUGGAUUGUACUUACUUGGAUUUGAUUCUCUCCUGAAGGUGUUCCAGAUGUUCUCACAAAAGAUUUUACAAAUGAACUUUAAAAAAAAAAAAAGGUUUUCCCACUUUUUAGUUGAAGUGGAAGGCUUUCGUGGUGUUGAAAAUCUAUUUUUCUUGCUGUAGCUAUGAAUAGGGAAUAUACAGUUGAUGUACAAUCACAAAGUACAGUGUAAAAAAAUUGUGUUUUAUUUUUCAAACCAGAGAUUGAAUAAUCAUAGUAUAUUUAAUCUUCUAUUUUCCUGUGUUGCCAGACAUUCAGCAGUCCUGUAAAUGCCUUUUAUGAACUUAUACAUUCGUGUAUACAGACAUUUUAAAAGUCAAUCUCACUUUGAACUGAGAGUAUUUUCUUAUUUUCUCUGCCAAUUUCUUUUACAGAUAUAUAAACAUACACAACUGGGAUCAUGAGUAAUACAAGUUUUCAUUUUAGUGUGCCUCUUUGCCAAAGUUGUCAUACUAUGACUCACUUCAGGCCUAACCCAGUCACAAGAUUUAGGGGAAUUUACAUGAACUCUUCUAGGUUGAAGUGUUGACCUGCUUGUCUUGGUUUGUUAAGUUAACAUGUAUUGUUGUCUAAAUGUAAACUGUACUAAAAACAAAGAAAUGAAUCAGUUCUCCCAUGUGUACAUAGACGCUUCUACUAAGAAAAUGAGUAGUUUUGUUAACAUACCAAAGUUUAUUUGUAUGCAUGCCUUUCAAAAACUUUAGGAGAGUGGUGUAAAAGAAGAAUUAUGUUUGCACAGAUAGAUUUUUGUAAAUAUUUGGUUUUCUCCUCCUUUUUGUAAAGCUUUAAAUCAUACUAUAAAAGAGCAAUGUGGUAAAGAUGUGUUGGAGUAGCAAAAAUAAAGAAUUGCAUGCUUGUAA
Messenger RNA from Platichthys flesus (European flounder), 7426 nucleotides. Its product is annotated as sickle tail protein homolog. Bases 117 to 6329 code for a protein of 2070 amino acids. The record is from RefSeq and is a predicted model, not a curated record. NCBI's taxonomy places the organism in Eukaryota, Metazoa, Chordata, Actinopteri, Pleuronectiformes, Pleuronectidae. Gene Ontology annotation, cellular component: cytoplasm. The transcript has 20 exons.